AUGGGCAGCGAUUACUACGAAACGUUAGAAGUCAACAGAAAUGCAACAGAUGCAGAUAUCAAAAAGGCAUAUCGACGUCUUGCAUUGAAGUUUCAUCCGAGCAGCAACAGAGAUCCUGGAAGCACCGAGAAGUUUAGCCAGCUGGGUGAAGCCUACGAUGUUCUGAGCGACCCUCGCAAAAAGGCCACCUAUGACAAGUUUGGUGUGGAGGGUCUAAAAGGUGGUAUCCCUCCGGAGUUUGGCAGCGGUGGGGCCUGGUCAUAUAAAUAUGUCUACCAUGCGAACCCAGACAAAACAUUCAGACAGUUUUUUGGAGGUGACAACCCAUUUGCAGACUUCUAUACAAAUGAUACCCCACAUCAGUUUGGUGGUCUGCAACCAGGAGUGUUGAAAGUCCAGGAUUCCCCAAUAGAGAGAAACCUUCAUUUGUCCCUGGAUGAUCUCUUCCAUGGAUGCAUGAAAAAAAUUAAGAUCUCUCGUAGGGUUAUGAAUGAUGAUGGAUUCACAUCCAGUAUCAGAGACAAGAUUUUGACUAUAGAUGUAAAGCCUGGAUGGAAAGAAGGCACAAGAAUAAUUUUCUCCAAAGAGGGAGAUCAGGGACCAAACAGCAUCCCUGCAGAUAUUGUGUUCAUAGUGCGACAGAAGAGUCAUCCUCUGUUUGUAAGACAACACAAUGACCUGAUGUAUAAGACCCAGAUCUCUCUGGAAAUGGCAUUGACUGGGUUCUCUGUGGAUGUAGAGACACUAGAUGGCAGGCUACUCAAUAUUCCAAUCAAUGACAUCGUGCACCCUGCAUACAAAAAAGUGGUGACUGGAGAGGGAAUGACGCUGUCCCAGGAUCCUUCCCAGAGAGGAAACCUCAUCAUCACUUUCGACAUCCAGUUUCCUGAGAAGCUCGACACUGAGAGGAAAUAUCUGAUCAAACAAGCUCUAAUGUUUAAAGAUUGA
Scomber japonicus (chub mackerel) is the source of this 948-nucleotide messenger RNA. It is a transcript of the gene dnajb13, whose product is annotated as DnaJ heat shock protein family (Hsp40) member B13. Bases 1 to 948 code for a protein of 315 amino acids. The record is from RefSeq and is a predicted model, not a curated record. Gene Ontology annotation, cellular component: cytosol. NCBI's taxonomy places the organism in Eukaryota, Metazoa, Chordata, Actinopteri, Scombriformes, Scombridae. Gene Ontology annotation, molecular function: protein-folding chaperone binding. The transcript has 8 exons.